AACAUUGACCCUCGGAGCGAUCCGGGCGGUAGGAAUAGAUUUUUUUCCCCCUUUUAUCAAAGUUUGGAUCAUAAGACCGAUUUACAUAGUCGAGAGGAAAAGGCCGGAAGAAAGAAAAGAGGAAGAGAGGAAAAGGAAAAGGUCAUUUGUUCUUUAAAUCGAGAUAACUUUACUGAAUGUCUUUAAACCUCACUUGGAGGCCAUUACCAAAGAUAAAUCCUCUCAACACCAGCGGACACGUGCAACAAUCUGCUAAGCAAACUUUAAGGAGUUGAUUGUUGAGAAUACUACCAAGCGACAACAUGUUAGCUGAAGAAGCAACAACUACAACAACUGCAACAACAACAACAACAACAACAGAAGGCUCUCCAUUGAAGCCAACCAGGAAGCUCUCUUCUGAAGCUCAAUGUAUUUCAAGAGUACUAAAAAACUGCAUCAGUCAAGUUGAGAUUACAAUAGCUCUAGGAAACAUCAUCCAGUUUUAUACUGUGUCAGGUGUUGAGGAUGAGGACUUGAGUAAUCUUCUUCAAGCACAUCAGGUAUUAGUGGAAAGACUGCUGAUGCUUGAAUGUCAGAAGCUAGAUGGGCUGAAAGACAAUCAAACAGAAGAAGUAAAGACGAGAGAGAUAGUUCAAGUUAGAGAGAAGAUAAAAAACUCAGUCAGAGAUGUGCUGAGAUUUUUCAGAGUCCAUCCAAAUGUUUUUUGGAGCUUAAGAGAAGAGAUUAAUAUGGAAGUAGACAAGAAUGAGCGCAUAUUAAUCAGAAUGCUUCAGAUGUUUCACUGCUAUGUGGAGAAAAGGUUGUGUGCUGAAAAUCAGCUGCGGGUACCUCAGAGACAACAGCCUUUGUUCCUCGACAAAACUAUGGAGCUACUGAGUUUAGAGGAAGAAGACUCGGCUUUAAUCUUGAAGAACUUAGAUCAAAUGAUCUUGCAGAAGGACUGUGAGAUAAAGAACCUGGAGAGAUAUUUUAAAGAGCAACAUAUGCAAGCUGAGCAUGAGUUGGCUCUCCAAGAGGAGCAGGAGAAGCUACAUUUGACUAUACUAAGUGCUGAGAAAAGGGAUCUCACAGAAAAAACAGAUCAACUGAACCAGGAGCUCCUCACCUUGAUGAGUGAAAACAGAAAGGCAGAGAGAAUUCUGCAGGAGGAAAAUGACGGUUUGAGGAGAGAAACUGAAAACAUUUUACAAACCUUUGACAAGGACAUGCAUGAAAUUCAGACCAAGCUGGAACUGAUGGAAGAGAAUUAUGAAAAGGAGCUGGAGGAGGUGAGGAAGCUGCAGGAACCCUAUUCUAUCCUAGAGGAGAAGUACAAUGAGAUCCAGGAGAAGAGGCGUCUGGUAGAAGAGAAGAGACAGGAGGAGCUGAGGAAGCUGAGGCAGAAGACCAAAGCUUCUAUUGUCAUCCAGUCUUAUUGGAGAGGGCACAUUGUCCGCAAGUCCUUGAAGGGCAAGACCAAGAAGGGCAAAAAGGGCAAAAAGGGGAAGGGCAAAGGCAAGGGCAAGGGCAAGAAAGGCAAAUAAACCAACCAGUUUCACACUAUCUGUAGUUGUUUGUAGUUUAUACUUUAUAUUGUUAGUUAUCACUCUUAAGUGACAACGUUUUGGUCAAAUUUCAAACGCUUAUGUUCCCAGUUUUGAGCUGAAAACACAGAAUUGCCACAAUUCCAUGUUUUAGAACUGUUGUUUUAUGAAACGGCCACAAGGUGGCAGCGCAGAUCUCCAUGUUCAGACUUAGCAGCGAUCAUAAUUGAAAGGAUUCGGGGUUACCCAUGGACAGCUGUGGGUUUGUGACCUUACAGGGCCGGCCACAUUUAUUGGCCAUGCAGGUAGUCAUAUGUAGAACGCCUUAAAUAUAGUUUAGCCUUUAUUGCAGAAUUAUAAUUUUACAUUUUUUUUCCACCAGUCUCUCCUUUUUGAUUUACUCAUAUCAAUCUCUGUUGCUGAAGAAGAAAACCAUGUGAAACAGAAAUCUAUUUGUUUUAGCUGCAGACCACAAGGCUGGAAGAGGAUCUAUAUUUAUCUUUUCAGCUAUCUGGGUUAUCAGAUUGGUAAGUGAAGUAAUAAAUUUCAAUAAUAAUAUAUAAAAAAAACCAAUCUACUGUAGUGUGAGAGAACUUCAUCAAAGAUUGUCAUCUUGUGGUCACCACAUCUCCAAAACAAAUCAUAGAUGCCAUUUACAUUUAAAGUGAUUGGGAGAAAUGUCACAAAAAAACCUUUCCUACCAUCACAAACAUAAAUGUAUGAAACUUCAUAACCUUUAUAUGGACUUGACUUGGAACUGGAAACUUUGGUUAGAUAAGACAUAACUAGCUUUUCUGCAACAAUAAUUGCAAGAGGAUUUUGUGUGAAACAAAAGAAGAAAACGUGGAAAGGCCCCUUCUACCCUUUGUUGAAUACAGAGGAAGAGCUAUGUUGCUGUGGACCUGUUUCUCACAUUCACAUUGCCUUAAGUCUUAGGCAUCAGAGCAUUUAUGGGGGAACUUUACUGCAAUAAUUGGAGAGCACACAUUUUCAGUCUGAAAGCAGGAUUUCAUGUUUUUUUGCUCUCAAAACCUUUAAUACUUUUGCUUACAGUUUUGUUUUGAAAGCAGGACUUCAUGUUUUUCUUCUCAAAAGAAAAACAUGAAGUUUUUUCUCAUGCUCAGACAUAGUCUCUGCUCGGACUCUGCUCGCUUACAAAACAUUUUCUGCUUGCUUCUGGAACAAAAUGCACGGUCGCCUGGCAACCUCUCAGCCAAUAGAAUGAAAGUGUUGUACUGGGUGCGUUUGUUUCCUUGUAGCGGGUGUGCUUGUGUGGCUACUAUCGAUUGUAGCAACCUGCGCCACCUACAGGUUGCACAUAUAUUUUAAUCUUAAUCUGUGUUUCAUUAGCUGUAAACUGUAAGGUCAUCAUAACAGAAAACAUCAGUCUGUGUGUAAUUAAUCAAUAUAGUGUGUUUCACUCAUGAAAUAAUAAACUUUUCGUUAAUAUUUUAAUGUA
This is a messenger RNA of Xiphophorus maculatus (southern platyfish), 2982 nucleotides long. RefSeq names its product IQ motif containing D (gene iqcd). The transcript has 5 exons. Gene Ontology annotation, molecular function: protein binding. Lineage: Eukaryota; Metazoa; Chordata; Actinopteri; Cyprinodontiformes; Poeciliidae. Bases 303 to 1523 code for a protein of 406 amino acids. The record is from RefSeq and is a predicted model, not a curated record.